Molecule: messenger RNA, 252 nt
Organism: Didymodactylos carnosus
Lineage: Eukaryota; Metazoa; Rotifera; Eurotatoria; Philodinida; Philodinidae
Source: the annotation of a GenBank genome assembly
AUGCGGGAUGGUUUUUUCUCGGCAUUACCGCAACUUGGGUCACUAAUAUUUGUAUUAUCAACUGGUUAUGUAGCUGAUUAUAUUGUUCAUCGAGAAAUUGUGCGUGCCAUUACAGCACGAAAACUCUUUCAUGCAAUUGGUACAAUAUCACCAGCUAUUUGUUUAUUGAUAAUAUCAUUUUUAAAUUGUACACGACGAUAUUUAGCUGUUGGUCUUUUAACUGUCGGAGUUGCUCUCAGUAUUACGUUUUAG